Drosophila busckii is the source of this 4134-nucleotide messenger RNA. It is a transcript of the gene ry, whose product is annotated as xanthine dehydrogenase. The transcript has 5 exons. NCBI's taxonomy places the organism in Eukaryota, Metazoa, Arthropoda, Insecta, Diptera, Drosophilidae. Gene Ontology annotation, molecular function: molybdopterin cofactor binding; 2 iron, 2 sulfur cluster binding; FAD binding. The record is from RefSeq and is a predicted model, not a curated record. The coding region runs from base 16 to 4035 and encodes 1339 amino acids.
AUAGUAUUCGGAACGAUGACAAAAACCGAAGCGAAUACAUCAGUUUUAGUGUUUUUUGUUAACGGCAAAAAGGUAACAGACGCUAAUCCCGAUCCAGAAUGCACCCUGCUCACCUAUUUGCGUGAGAAGCUGCGUCUCUGCGGCACCAAAUUGGGUUGUGGUGAAGGCGGCUGUGGCGCCUGUACGGUAAUGAUUUCGCGCCUGGACCGCGCUAGCAACAAGAUAAAGCAUUUGGCGGUAAAUGCCUGCCUGACGCCAGUGUGUGCCAUGCAUGGCUGUGCGGUGACGACAGUGGAAGGCAUUGGCAGCACCAGGACACGUUUGCAUCCAGUGCAGGAGCGUCUGGCCAAGGCGCAUGGCUCGCAGUGUGGCUUCUGCACGCCGGGCAUUGUGAUGUCCAUGUAUGCGCUGCUACGCAAUGCCAACCAGCCCACUAUGCGGGAUCUGGAGGUGGCUUUCCAGGGCAAUCUGUGCCGCUGCACAGGCUAUCGACCCAUUCUGGAGGGCUACAAGACUUUCACCAAGGAGUUUGCCUGCGGCAUGGGCGACAAGUGUUGUCGCAUGAACGGCAAUGGCAAUGGUUGUGGCGAUGAGCCCGCAACGGAUGAUAAGUUGUUUGAACGCAGCGAGUUUCAGCCGCUGGACAGCAGUCAGGAGGCCAUAUUUCCCCCAGAGCUGCAGCUGACGUCAGCUUACGAUGAGGAGAGCUUGCUGUUUCGCUCGGAGCGUGUUAGCUGGCAUCGUCCCACCACGUUGGAGCAGCUGCUGCAGCUGAAGGCGGCGCAUCCAGCGGCCAAGCUGGUAGUGGGCAACACAGAGAUUGGCGUUGAGGUUAAAUUCAAGCAUUUUCUGUAUCCUGUGCUCAUAAAUCCCACAAAAGUGCCCGAGCUGCUGGAGGUGCGUGAGACAGAGGAGAGCAUAUACUUUGGCGCCGCUGUCAGCUUGAUGGACAUAGAUGCGCUGCUGCGUCAGCGCAUAGAGGAGCUGCCGGAGGAGCAGACGCGUUUCUUUCAGUGCGCGGUGGACAUGCUGCACUACUUUGCCGGCAAGCAAAUACGCAAUGUGGCCUGCCUGGGUGGCAAUAUCAUGACGGGCAGUCCCAUCUCUGAUAUGAAUCCGGUGCUUAGCGCUGCGGGUGCGCAGCUGGAGUUGGCCAGUCUUGACGGCGGACGCCGCACUGUACACAUGGGCAGCGGUUUCUUUACGGGCUAUCGCCGCAAUGUCGUGAAGCCGGAGGAGGUGCUGCUGGGCAUACAUUUCCAAAAGACGACGCCCAAUCAGCAUGUGGUGGCCUUUAAGCAGGCUCGUCGACGUGACGAUGACAUUGCCAUUGUCAAUGCCGCUAUCAAUGUGCGCUUUAAGCCGGACACGAACGUGGUGCAGUGCAUCCAAAUGGCAUUUGGCGGCAUGGCACCUACGACAGUGCUAGCGCCGCGCUCUUCGCAACUUAUGAGGGACAAGCUCUGGAAUCGUGAGCUGGUGGAGCAGGUGGCCAACAGUUUAUGCGAGGAGCUGCCCUUGGAUGCCAGUGCUCCAGGUGGUAUGAUUGCCUAUCGACGUGCCUUGGUCAUGAGCUUGUUCUUCAAGGCCUACUUGGCCAUAAGUCGCAGGCUAUGCGAUGCGGGCAUCCUCACGCCGGAUGCAGUACCUAGCUCUGAGCGCAGUGGCGCCGAUAGCUUCCACACGCCCGUAUUGCGCUCCGCUCAGCUGUUUGAGCGCGUUUCCAGUGAGCAGCCCACUCAUGAUCCCAUAGGCAAGCCCAAGGUGCAUGCCUCAGCGCUGAAGCAGGCAACAGGUGAAGCCAUCUACACCGAUGACAUACCACGCAUGGAUGGUGAACUCUAUCUCGGCUUUGUGCUCAGCACACAGCCACGCGCUAAGAUUAUCAAGUUGGACCCUAGCGAGGCUUUGGCUCUGCCAGGCGUGCACGGUUUCUUCAGCGCACAGGAUUUGACGGCGCAUGAAAAUGAAGUGGGUCCAGUUUUCCAUGAUGAGCACGUCUUUGCCGCCGGUGAGGUACACUGCAUUGGUCAGGUUAUAGGCACUAUAGCGGCGGAUAAUCAGACGCUGGCUCAGCGUGCUGCGCGAAUGGUGCGCGUGGAGUAUGAGGCAGUGCAGCCAGUAGUGGUGACUAUUGAGGAGGCUAUUGAGCACAAAUCCUACUUCCCCAACUACCCCAUAUACAUCAACAAGGGAGACGUCACACAGGCUAUGGCCGAGGCGGAGCUCAGCUAUGAGGGCAGUUGCCGCAUGGGCGGGCAGGAGCAUUUCUAUUUGGAGACGCAUGCAGCGUUGGCUGUGCCACGCGACAGCGAUGAACUGGAACUCUUCUGUUCCACACAGCAUCCAUCCGAAGUGCAGAAGCUGGUGGCCCAUGUAAUCUCCAUACCCUCCCAUCGCAUUGUCUGUCGUGCCAAGCGUCUUGGUGGCGGCUUCGGUGGCAAGGAGUCUCGUGGCAUUAGCGUUGCCCUGCCCGCUGCCUUGGCUGCCUAUCGUCUGCGGCGUCCCGUGCGAUGCAUGCUGGAUCGUGAUGAGGAUAUGCUUAUUACUGGCACUCGCCAUCCGUUCCUCUUCAAGUAUAAACUGGGCUUCACUCGCGAGGGUCUCAUCACUGCCUGUGACAUUGAGUGCUACAACAAUGCCGGCUGGUCCAUGGACUUGUCCUUCUCGGUACUGGAGCGCGCCAUGUGCCACUUUGAGAACUGUUAUCGCAUUCCCAAUGUGCGUGUGGGCGGUUGGGUAUGCAAGACCAAUUUGCCAUCGAAUACGGCUUUCCGUGGCUUUGGAGGACCGCAGGGCAUGUUUGCCGGCGAGCAUAUUAUACGAGAUGUGGCGCGUAUUGUGGGUCGUGAUGUGCUGGAUGUGAUGCGUCUGAACUUUUACAAGACUGGCGACUACACGCACUACAAUCAGCAGCUGGAGCACUUCCCUAUUGAGCGUUGCCUGAAGGAUUGCCUCAAGCAGUCGAGCUUUGAGCAGAAGCGUGCGGAUGUGGCGUGUUUCAAUCGUGAGAAUCGCUGGCGCAAACGUGGUCUGGCUGUAGUGCCCACCAAGUUUGGUGUAGCCUUUGGCGUCAUGCAUCUAAACCAAGCGGGUGCGCUGAUCAAUGUAUAUGCAGAUGGCUCCGUGCUUCUAUCACAUGGCGGUGUGGAGAUUGGCCAGGGCUUGAAUACAAAGAUGAUACAGUGUGCGGCGCGUGCUUUGGACAUACCCAUUGAACUCAUACACAUUUCGGAGACGGCCACAGACAAAGUGCCGAAUACUUCACCCACAGCGGCCAGCGUGGGUUCGGAUUUGAACGGCAUGGCAGUGUUGGCGGCCUGCGAGAAGCUCAACAAACGCCUGGCGCCCAUUAAGGAGGCACUGCCCAAAGGCACCUGGGCGGAGUGGAUUAACAAGGCGUACUUUGAUCGCGUUAGUCUGUCGGCCACGGGUUUCUAUGCCAUGCCAAACAUAGGCUACCACCCGGAAACGAAUCCCAAUGCGCGCACCUAUAACUAUUUUACAAACGGUGUUGGCAUUUCGCUGGUGGAGAUUGACUGCCUCACGGGCGAUCAUCAGGUGCUUAGCAUGGACAUUGUUAUGGACAUUGGCUCUAGCAUAAAUCCGGCCAUUGACAUUGGGCAAAUUGAGGGCGCCUUUAUGCAGGGCUAUGGUCUGUUUACGCUCGAGGAGCUCAUGUAUUCGCCACAGGGAAUGCUCUACUCCCGCGGUCCGGGCAUGUAUAAGCUGCCCGGCUUCGCCGACAUUCCUGGCGAGUUCAAUGUCAGCUUGCUGACUGGUGCACCUAAUCCUCGCGCUGUCUACUCCUCCAAGGCUGUGGGUGAACCUCCACUUUUCAUAGGCUCUGCUGCAUACUUUGCUAUCAAGGAAGCCAUUGCUGCUGCACGCGAGGAGCAGGGCUUAAGUCCACAUUGUGAGUUGGAGGCGCCAGCCACAUCGGCACGCAUUCGCAUGGCCUGUCAGGAUAACUUCACACAAUUAAUUAACAUGCCAGAAGCCGGAUCCUACAAACCUUGGAACGUUGUGCCAUGAAAUGUAAUUCGAUAUUUUUUUUUUUAUUCAAUCUUUUUAUCAAUUUUUAGCCUAAACGUUUGCCGGCAUAUCUUUAUUGUAUAGCAUAGAAUUUUAUAU